UGCCCCGGCUCCCUGCCCGCAUUUGUUUGUCUCCAGCAGGAUGGAGCACAGAUCCUUGAGCCCUGUGGCCCUGGGGACGCAGGGUGCACCCAUGAGCCCAGGGAGACCCUCAGGACGGCCCAGGAUGCUGGGCCUGGGUCUUUGCUGCUCCGAUGGCUUGAGCAGAAUCUGGAGAAAGUGCUGCCUCAGCCCCCAAGGGCCUCCUCCCAGGACUGGAAGGAUGAGCUUGAGGAUGCUGCCUUGGACCCAGAGCCUCCAGGAUGUCCACUGGAAACACAGGCCAGGAUGCAGGUCCAGGACAGCACCUCCCCGCCUUCCCCACCCCCGGAAGAACCAGCUCCAGGGCCUCAGGCUGGCUUCCAGAUUUCCUCCCUGCCGCCUCCGAGGGACCCUGCCAGGUUGAUGGCCUGGUUCCUGCACCGGCUGGAAAUGGCUCUGCCUCAGCCAGUGCUCCACCAGAAGGCUGGGGAUCAGGAGCCUGACUGUCCUGGGACAUGUGACGUGCAGACCAUCAGCAUUCACCCUGGAGAACAAGUGGAGCCUGACCUUGUCCUGGAAGAGGUUGACCCUCACUGGGAGGACACCCACCAGGAUGGUGAUGGCAGCAGCCCAUGGGAGACAGAGGAAGUACCAGUUUAUGAAGAAGAGGACUAUGCCAUGGAGGAGGUGCCUAGGCAGCUGUCCCGGAUCCAAGAGGAGAGAGAAGAGGAGGAGGAGGAGGAAGGAGAGCAGGAAGAGGAGGAAGAAGAAGAGGAAGCUGAUGUCCUGCUGGAUAGCUAUCUGGGGGUGCAGGCAGACGUGGAUCAGAGUGAAGGAGAAGCCCAGGACCUGCGGGACUCAGACCAGGAGCUGUGGGAAGAGGAGGAAGAGGCAGUAACAGCUGAGAGCCCAGGAGUGCCUGCCACGAGAGAGCAUCCUGAGGUGCAGGUGGAAGACACAGAUGCUGACAGCCACCCCCUUGUUGUGGAGGAAAAGCCCCCAUCGCCCCCCAGGCUGCCACCACCAUCGCCUGGGCUGCCACCACCGUCGCCCACCAAGACUGACACCCUUACAGUCCCGCGCUCAGCCUCGGCGGCCCUCAGGAGGAAGCUGCCCUCUCUGGAUGAUGAGGCCGAAGAGCUCAAGGCGUUGUCACCAGCUGAGUCCCCAGUGGUGGCCUGGUCGGAGCCCACAUCCCCGCAGGACCUUGAUGGCCAGGAUCGGGCGGCCUCCACGGCCAGCCAGAACAGCGCCAUCAUCAACGACCGGCUCCAGGAGCUGGUGAAGCUCUUCAAGGAGCGCACGGAGAAGGUCAAGGAGAAGCUAAUCGACCCUGAUGUCACCUCCGAGGAGGACAGCCCCAAGCCAUCCCCAGCCAAGAAAGCUCCAGAGCCAGCCGCGGAAGCAAAGCCAGCUGAGGCACAGCAGGUGGAGGAGGAGCACUACUGCGAGAUGCUGUGCUGCAAGUUCAAGCGCCGCCCCUGGAAGAAGUACCAGUUCCCCCAGAGUAUUGACCCCCUAACCAACCUGAUGUACAUCCUGUGGCUGUUCUUUGUGGUGCUGGCCUGGAACUGGAACUGCUGGCUGAUUCCCGUGCGCUGGGCCUUCCCCUACCAGACGCCGGGUAACAUCCACCUGUGGCUGCUGAUGGAUUAUCUGUGUGACCUCAUCUACCUCCUGGACAUCGUCGUGUUCCAGAUGCGCCUGCAAUUUGUCAAAGGCGGGGACAUCAUUACAGACAAGAAGGAGAUGAGGAACAACUACCUAAAGUCCCAACGCUUCAAGGUUUGCACCCAGGAUGGCUGCGCGAUGGACGUGUUCUGCCUCCUGCCCUUGGACUUCCUCUACUUGAAAUUUGGUGUGAACCCCCUCUUUCGCUUGCCCCGCUGCUUAAAGUACAUGGCCUUCUUCGAGUUUAACAACCGCCUGGAAGCCGUCCUCAGCAAAGCCUACGUCUACAGGGUCAUCAGGACCACAGCCUACCUGCUCUACAGCCUGCACUUGAACUCUUGCCUUUACUACUGGGCGUCUGACUACCAGGGCAUUGGCUCUACUCACUGGGUUUAUGACGGCGUGGGGAACAGCUACAUCCGCUGCUACUACUUUGCCGUGAAGACCCUCAUCACCAUCGGUGGGCUGCCCGACCCACAGACCCUCUUUGAGAUUGUCUUCCAGCUGCUCAACUACUUCACGGGCGUCUUCGCCUUCUCCGUGAUGAUUGGACAGAUGAGAGACGUGGUGGGGGCUGCUACAGCAGGGCAGACCUACUACCGCAGCUGCAUGGACAGCACGGUCAAGUACAUGAACUUCUAUAAGAUCCCCAGGUCCGUGCAGAGGCGCGUCAAGACCUGGUAUGAGUACACCUGGCACUCGCAAGGCAUGCUGGAUGAGUCAGAGCUGAUGGUACAGCUCCCGGACAAGAUGCGGCUGGACCUGGCCAUUGAUGUGAACUACAGCAUUGUCAGCAAGGUGGCGCUCUUCCAGGGCUGUGACCGGCAGAUGAUCUUCGACAUGCUGAAGAGGCUCCGCUCUGUUGUCUACCUGCCUAAUGACUACGUGUGCAAGAAGGGGGAGAUUGGCCGUGAGAUGUACAUCAUCCAGGCGGGGCAAGUGCAGGUGCUGGGCGGUCCAGAUGGGAAGUCUGUUCUGGUGACGCUCAAAGCUGGAUCUGUGUUUGGAGAAAUCAGCUUGCUGGCUGUCGGGGGUGGGAAUCGGCGCACGGCCAACGUGGUGGCUCAUGGGUUCACCAACCUCUUCAUCCUGGAUAAGAAGGACUUAAAUGAGAUCUUGGUGCAUUAUCCUGAGUCUCAGAAGUUACUCCGAAAGAAGGCCAGGCGCAUGCUGAGGAAAAACACCAAGCCCAAGGAGGAGAAGAGCGUGCUCAUUCUGCCGCCCCGGGCGGGCACCCCCAAGCUCUUCAACGCCGCCCUGGCUGCAGCAGGAAAGAUGGGCAAGGGUGGGAAGGGUGGCAAGCUCGCCCACCUCCGAGCCCGCCUCAAGGAGCUAGCCGCGCUGGAGGCGGCUGCCAGACAGCAGCAACUGCUGGAGCAGGCUAAGAGCUCGCAGGACGCUGCUGCGGAAGAGGCAGGCUCGGCCGCACCGGACCAGCCCGAGGCUCCCUCGGAGGCCGCCCCCGACCAGCCGGCACCUCCAGAACCAGCAGAGAAGCCCGAGGGAGGUGAAGAGGAGGCUGCCCGGCCAGAGGAACCGUCCGUGCACAUCCGCAUGAGCCCCAGCCCAGAGUCCGGAGAGCAGAUCCUGUCGGUGGAGGUGCCUGAGAAAAAGGAGUGAGGCUGCGCGGGGAGCGGUGCACCUGUGGCGCUCGCUCGGGAGUCGUGCAGCAGCGCCCUCUGACGGAGACGCUAGUCAGUUCCACCAGGGGCUUUGCAAUCAAGCGUUCAUGCCCCGGCUUGGGAAUCCUGCCUCUCCCUGACUGGUAGUGUUUCUAAGAAUAAAACUAUCGUCCACCUGAAAGUUCCUAGGCAGUGCAAAAGACGGAGCUGACACCGCGAGAAGCUAGGGUAUGAGUGGGUCCCUUUCCCCAAAGUAUGAGUGCCACAUUUCAAGAACAACAAGCAUUUCAGCAGGAAGGAGCGGGGCUGCACAGGUGGGCAGAAUGGGGACUAGGGCUGCUCUGACCUGGGCUGGAGCCUGCCUGCGUCACCUUCUGCGGGCAAGCUGGGUAAGGGACGUGGUCGCCCUUACCUUGCAUAGACUCCACACGAUUCUCUGAUACAGUGGAAAUGGCUUUCUGGGCAAGGGGUCCUGA
This is a messenger RNA of Ochotona princeps (American pika), 3748 nucleotides long. It is a transcript of the gene CNGB1, whose product is annotated as cyclic nucleotide gated channel subunit beta 1. Gene Ontology annotation, biological process: monoatomic cation transmembrane transport; retina homeostasis. Gene Ontology annotation, molecular function: intracellularly cGMP-activated cation channel activity; cGMP binding; protein-containing complex binding. NCBI's taxonomy places the organism in Eukaryota, Metazoa, Chordata, Mammalia, Lagomorpha, Ochotonidae. Gene Ontology annotation, cellular component: intracellular cyclic nucleotide activated cation channel complex; plasma membrane; photoreceptor outer segment. The transcript is spliced from 28 exons. The record is from RefSeq and is a predicted model, not a curated record. The annotation marks the transcript as partial.